Messenger RNA from Anolis carolinensis (green anole), 5944 nucleotides. It is a transcript of the gene itga2, whose product is annotated as integrin subunit alpha 2. The record is from RefSeq and is a predicted model, not a curated record. The transcript is spliced from 30 exons. The coding region runs from base 455 to 3997 and encodes 1180 amino acids. Gene Ontology annotation, molecular function: integrin binding. Gene Ontology annotation, biological process: cell adhesion mediated by integrin; cell-matrix adhesion; cell-cell adhesion. Lineage: Eukaryota; Metazoa; Chordata; Lepidosauria; Squamata; Anolidae. Gene Ontology annotation, cellular component: external side of plasma membrane; integrin complex.
UACCAAAGAGAGCUUGCCAAACUCCAAAUCCCAGAAUGCCAUAGCAUUGAGCUAUGGCAGGGAGAGUGGCGUCGAACUGUAUUCAGUCUAUAGUGGAGGGAGCUAAAAAAUACUCUUUUUUUCGCAGGCUUGCAAGCGCUGCCUCCGAGUCUCCUGGCAGGUCGGGGAAGCGCCUGGCCCCGCCUCAAACGCGAACAAGUCCCGACGGAGCCACUCGGCUGAAACUGCGGAAAGAAGCGGUCGCUGUGCGGCUCGUUCCCAUUAUUCAUCGGGCUCAGGUGAAGGCUUUGUGAAAGCAAACAAAAAGCCGCCGCCGCCCCCAGGUGUUGGGCACAGCACAUCCAUUUCUCAGGACUUGGAAAGAAGUUUCACCAAGGAGGCGCUGCAGGGAGCGAGUUGCUUUCCAGAGGUGUGUUUGUGGGGAAAAGCAGCGCUGAAAUCUCUUCCGAGGACUAUGAGCACGCCAGGACUCCCGUGGCUUCUUCUCCUUCUCCUUCUCCUUCUCAGCCAAGGUAUCCUUCAGAACUGCUGUGAAGCCUACAAUGUUGGACUCCAAGGAGCAAAAGUAUUUUCCGGCCCCUCGAGUGAGCAAUUUGGAUAUAAUGUUCAACAGCUUUUAAAUGAAGAAGGCAAAUGGCUGCUGGUUGGUUCUCCCUGGAGUGGCUACCCAAGAAAUAGAAUGGGUGACGUUUAUAAGUGUGCUCUUAGUCAGCAAGGAACCAAAUGUUCAAAGAUGAAUUUGCAAACUUUUGCAAGUAUCCCAAAUGUCACAGAGAUAAAGAAGGACAUGAACCUAGGAUUAACUCUAGUAAGAAACUCAGUAACUGGAGGAUUUUUGACAUGUGGUCCUUUGUGGGCACAGCAGUGUGGCAGCCAGUACUAUGCAACAGGGAUCUGUUCUGAGUUCAGUCCAAGCCUCCAACUCAUGAGAAGUUUUUCACCAGCUGUACAAAAAUGCUCUUCAGCUGUUGAUGUCGUGGUGGUAUGUGAUGAGUCAAAUAGUAUUUACCCUUGGGAUGCUGUCAAGGCAUUUUUGAAAAAGUUUGUCCAAGGUUUAGAUAUAGGCCCCACCAAAACUCAGGUAGGUUUAAUUCAAUAUGGUAAUAAUCCAAGAGAAGUAUUCAACUUGAAUACAUAUACAAAUAAAGAAGAUGCUGUCCAAGCAAUGUCAGAGACCUAUCAGAAUGGAGGAGAAUAUACAAAUACAUUCAGAGCAAUCGAGUAUGCCAGGCGUUAUGCUUUCUCUAAAGAAUCUGGUGGGCGACCCUCAGCCUCCAAAGUCAUGGUUGUUGUGACAGAUGGUGAAUCACAUGAUGGUUCGAAAUUGCAGGAAGUGAUAGCAAAAUGCAACGAGGAUAAUAUCACUAGAUUUGGUAUAGCAGUAUUAGGAUAUUUAAUCAGGAAUGAGUUGGACACUAAAAACUUAAUCAAAGAAAUUAAAGGGAUAGCAAGUCUGCCCACAUCAAAAUAUUUCUUUAAUGUGUCAUCUGAGGCUGCACUUCUAGAAGAGGCAGGAACACUGGGAGAGCGACUUUUCAGCAUAGAAGGCACUGACCAAGGUGAUUUAUUUCAGCUGGAAAUGUCACAAGUGGGUUUCAGUGCUUCUUAUUCACAGCAAAAGGAAGUUCUCAUGUUAGGUGCUGUUGGGGCUUAUGAAUGGACUGGGACUGUGAUCCAGGAGUCAGAAAAACAAGCUACUGUAUUUCCCAAUGAUGCAUUUGAAAAGGUUUUGCAAGAUAGAAAUCAGAGCUCUUAUCUAGGUUAUUCUGUUGCUGUUUUGACAAUGAAAAAUACUGUCUAUUUUGUGGCUGGUGCUCCACGAUCCAACUAUACUGGAAGAGUAGUGGUUUAUCAGGUGGAUGGCCGUGGCAAUAUAAGUAUUAUUCAUUCUCAAAGAGGAGAGCAGAUUGGCUCCUACUUUGGCAGUGUAAUAUGCUCAGUAGAUGUUAAUGGAGACUCCAUAACAGAUGUGCUGUUGGUUAGUGCACCAAUGUUCAUGAAUGAUUUUAAAAAAGAAGAAGGAAAAGUCUACAUGUUUGCUGUCAAAAAUGGGAUCUUAGACAAGCGAGAAAUUCUAGAAGGCCCUGAAGGAUUAGAAAAUACUCGAUAUGGAUCGGCUAUCACUGCUAUUUCAGAUCUUGACCUGGAUGGUUUUAAUGAUGUAAUAGUUGGGGCACCAUUAGAAAGCCAGAAUGCUGGUGCUAUCUACAUCUAUAAUGGUAAACAAAGAACAAUACAGACUAGGUAUUCUCAAAAAAUUUCUGGAUCAGACCCUGCUUUUGGGAAGCAACUGAGAUAUUUUGGCAGAUCAAUAGAUGGCCGCAGUGACUUAAAUGGCGAUGGGAUAACUGAUGUCUCUGUGGGUUCUGAUGGAAAUGUGAUUCAACUAUGGUCUCAGAGUAUAGCAAAAGUUUCUAUGCAUAUCUCAUCUACACCAAAGAAGAUCAGCUUGCUAAAUAAAAAUACAGAGGUGAUUCUCCAGAUAUGCUUCACUGCAACCUUUAGACCUGCCAAUGGGAAUAAUCAAGUGGAUAUCAGAUACAACCUGACAUUGGAUGCUGAUCUCUUGUCCUCUCGGGUGACCUCUAGAGGCUUAUUUAAAGAAAACAAUGAGAGAUACCUGCAGGAUAAUAUCAUAGUCCGCCCCAUGGAGAACUGUGUGGAGCACAUUUUUAAUGUCCAGGAGCCAUCUGAUGCGGUCGACUCGCUUAGUGUACGUGUUGAUAUUAGGCUCAAGAAUCCUGGUUCAAGUCCUGUUCUUGAUAAGACGUCUCCUGCAUCUGUAACUUAUGCUAUACCAUUUGUUAAAGAUUGUGGUGGGGAUGAAGUUUGUAUUGCUGACCUUGUUCUUGAUGUUCAACAGAAAACAAAUAAUGGCAAACAGCCUGUUAUUAUCAACAGUAAGAACAAAAGAUUGAUAUUCGGUGUGAAACUGAGAAAUAAAAAAGAAAACGCAUACAACACCAGAAUUCAAAUGGUCUUUUCCGGAAACUUGUUUUUUGCUUCAUCUUCUUCACCUGUUGAUGGAACUGAUGUUUCAUGUCAGAUGAGUACAGUCCAGCAGUUUGUUGUUUGCCAGAUCAGCUAUCCUGUUUUCAAAGAAGCACAGCAGGUGUCUUUUGACAUCAGUUUUGACUUUAAUUUGAAAAGUCUUCAGAAUCUGGCAGUAUUGAGUUUUCAAGCUUUGAGUGCAAGUAAUGAAGAAGAUGAUACAAACAAUCAAGUCAACCUGACAGUCCCUCUUCGGUAUGAUGCAGAACUCCACUUGACAAGGUUUACUAGUAUGAAUUUCUAUGAAGUAUAUUCUGAUUAUAAUGUUCCUUCUAUGGUGAACAAUUUUGAUGAAAUUGGACCUGCAUUCAAUUUUUCUAUUAAGGUUACAACAGGAAGUAUUCCAGUCAACAUGGCAUCUUUAAAAAUCCAUAUUCCAAAACAGACUGAAGAGGACAAUCCCUUGAUGUAUGUGACUGCAGUACAUGCCAGUCAGGAUGGUGACCUCAGUUGUGAAGCACAGAUAAAUCCAUAUAAUAUAGGACAACAAGGUUAUGCUGUGUCAUUUAAAAAGGAAAACUUCAAAACGAUGAAAGAAUUGAACUGCAAGAAUGUCAGAUGUGACACAAUUACAUGCAAAUUAAAAGAUAUCACGCUGAAGGCUGAAUAUUAUGUUAAUGUUUCUGCCAGAAUCUGGAAUGGGACAUUUGCAGCUUCAAACUUCCAGAGGAUACAGCUAACUGCAUUUGCAGAAAUUGACGCCCAUAAUUCAGCUCUGUUUGUGACUGGCAAAAACACUUUAUCAAUCCCAGUCACAAUAAUAAAUCCUGAUGAAAAAGCAGAAGUGCCCAUUGGAGUUGUGAUAGGAAGUGUCCUUGUGGGUCUGCUUUUGCUAGUAGCUCUCAUUGCUGCUUUAUGGAAACUUGGUUUCUUCAAGAGGAAAUAUGAAAAGAUGGGAAAGGAUGUGGAAGAUGUAGAUGAAACUUUGGAACUCACUAAGGACUGAAUACAGCCGAGAUUGUCCUCAUCUACCAGCCCUGAGCCACAAGCAAUGCUUGCAACCACACUGGUUCAACUAUUUGGGAGUGCCUUACAGAUUAUUGUGCUGUUUCACUCUAUUUCUCCUGUUUUUUUCCAUGAAAAUGUCUUAUCUGUUUUAUAGAUGAAAAUAUUUUUACAUGUACUAUUUUAUUUUAGUAAUGACUGCUGGUCGGUUUGGGGUUUUAUUUACAGGGUUUAAAGUAUUUUGUGUUGCUGUGUACUUUGGGAUUGCAUUAAUUUCUAUAGAUUAGGAGUACAAGCAUGUGGAUCCUUCUGAGUGUCAUGGCACUGCAGCUCCCAUAAUUCCUUGCCCUAGGUAAUGCUGAUGGAGGUGGGUAAGAGUUGCAAUUCAACCACUUCUGGGAGAACCAAUAAUAAUAAUAAUAAUAAUAACAACAACAACAACAACAACAACUAUUUUUCUAUCCCGCCUCCAUCUCCCCACAGGGACUCAUGGCGGCUAACACAGGGCCAAGCCCAAAGAAUAAAUAAUGAGCAAGGUAAAAUACAUAUAAAAACAGCAUCUUCAAAUAGAUUAAAAAAAACAUUAAACCAAGGUAAUACAGUAAAAGAAUAUUAACAAUAAAGAAUAUUAAGAAAUAAAAUGAUAACAUAAAAUGACCACCAUUUAGUAAUGAAGUGAAUAAAAUAGGAGGGCUGUCUAGGCAAAGGUGCAAAGAUAUGUAAUGUAAUGCCAUUUGGGAGCAUAAAUGGACAGAGUGCUAAACAUUCUUUAGGAGAAUUGGAGUGAAAUAGGAAUCAUGUUAUAUCUUGCACUAAUGCAAUAGGCUGUUUGAAUCAGCAGAAUCAAUAAUUAUUGAUCAGUGCCAGAAAUACUAUACUAUUUUCUCUCAUCGAUAACAAACCUGUUUCAAUAGGAGACCUUCACUAUCCACACACAACAUAUAUUUUCAUUUGGAAUGUACAAUCCAAAGAAUUGUUUGAAUUAUAGAAUGGGCAUAAAUGUGUCUAACGCACCACCAAUAGUCCACUUAUUGCCCUCCAUUUCUGAAUUGAACAUUUUAACAUUCCUCAUAAUUUACAACAGAGAUGGUCAACUGUAAUUCUCUAGAUGGGUUUGUGCUGCAUCUUUCAUAAUCCUUCACCAUUGACCAUGUUGGUUAGGGGUCAUGGGAGUUGAAGGCCAAAAAACAACUGGAGGACCACAGCUGUCUUCUGUGCCAAAAUAUACUGUGUCAUUAUAGAUUCUAUUCAGACAGGGGUUGUGAUUAGAACAUUAUUUUCCCCAUGUGUUUGAGCUUGUUAUGUGACUUUUCCUAUUGUAUUUGUGGCCUCAGUUGUGUGUGUAUUUCCAACCCCAGAAAUGAAAUCAUGCACUUGGUUCCACUUUGGAAACUUUUAUAUCUACAUAUUAGGGAACAGGUAGCCCUACCCAUCCCCUCUGGAGAUGAAAAGUGGGAAAAUAAGGAGCUAGAUCUCAGAGGUGAUUGGUGACAAGCCUCAAAGAUACAAUGCAACAUAUGGAGGGCCUUUUAGAUAUUCUAUGACUAUAUGAUAUGCACAGUAGCCCAUUGCUACCUAAGGGUAGCUGGAUUGAGGCCAUAUUCCAUAGAUACGUGCAGGAUAAAGUCUUGUGUGUUUGUUAUGAUGUCAGUUGGUUGCCACAUUAUGGAAAUCACUUUCCCUUUGGAUCAACUUUUGACUCAAACUGACUGAUUCCAUGUUAGACAAGCAUUAUGCCCAUCUCAAGCUUCUGCUUGCUCAAUAAGACAUUGGCCUUCAAAGACUCAAUAAGCAAGUAAGGUUCUAAUCACCAAUAGUUUUAUUGCACUUUUCAGCUAGCACAAAUGUACAGUUUUACAGCCAAUUUGAUGUUUCUACAGAGGUUUUAUAAUAUGCUCACUUUGAUAUUUUAAAAUGCCUUUUGAUAAUACAUGAUACCAUAAGGCAC